This is a messenger RNA of Myxocyprinus asiaticus (Chinese sucker), 2770 nucleotides long. RefSeq names its product SITS-binding protein-like. The coding region runs from base 464 to 2545 and encodes 693 amino acids. The record is from RefSeq and is a predicted model, not a curated record. Lineage: Eukaryota; Metazoa; Chordata; Actinopteri; Cypriniformes; Catostomidae. The transcript has 10 exons.
CCCGGCAAUUGCAAAGCUCUCGGUCUCCUAAUCACUUUCUCUCGUACCUUUCUGAAGAAGCAGUAUGGAGUUACAUCAGAGCACCGCGCGAAAGUGCAGGCCAAGCAAAUAAGCCGCUGAGGAGGUAAUUGUAGGCAUUGCUGCCAAACCCGUAAGGCGUCUCACUCCUGUGCGAUCAAUGCUUUAAACUUGCUAUACAAAACUUACAAGCGGCAUGCAUUACAUGUCUUUUUUUGCUUUGGAAUGUUUGUGCUGGGAGAACUGGACCUUAAUCCUUUGAUGUGCGGCAGCCGGUGUAGUUAGGUCAAAUUCAAAAAUUGAAAUUCAAAAAUUCGAAUUCUACAACAAAGCAACGCGCCAGACUGAAAACCCGAUACACGAUGAGGAUUCUCCGCGUCUCAGCGGACAGAGCCACAUUUUUUUAUCAUCACUUUUGAUUAGAUCUUUCAGCUCUGAAAUCAACAUGCCUCACACUCGCAAUAGGAACCCGAGUCCAAUCCCAGAGGUGACAUGGGACACUGGAUUGAAGGAGAUGAACGAGACAUUGAAGGGGGCUAUUGCCUGUUUGGGAGUUGCUGUCUUUUUUGUCAUGACAAUUGGAAUCAUUUAUUGGCAAGUUGUGGAUCAGCCCAACAAGAACUGGAUCCUGAAGGGGAGUUUUAGUGGACUUAUUUGGGAGAGACGGACGCAAACUCUGGUCAUUCAGACACUGACUGAGGACAAGACUUUUGCGGAGAUUGACGUGGGGAAUGUGGGGAACCCUGAUAUUGAGGUUCCGUUUGUGAGGAACAUGUGCUGGCUCAACAAAACCGAAUUCUGCUACACUUGGGAUUCGGUCGCAGAGGUGAAGAUAUCUUUGGAAACAGAGGGGGAAUCAGAUACUGAGUGCUACAGUGUAACCUGGACUCCAAUUCACUGUCAUGUGGACCUGAAGGACUGUUUCUCCAUGGUGAAUAUUUCAUGGUACGGAGGUGCCAGUGUCCGUACGCCCAACUGGCCGAUAAACGAUGCCAACAUUUCUAUGCAACCCUUCAAAGUCAGUGACCUUCGGGACAUCCCCUCUGGCUUCGGAUCACUUUUAGAGCGUUACUUCCUGGGAUCUUCAGGUGUGUCAGUUAUAGUGGCCCCGAACAUCCCUCUAUAUGUAGGAAUGGAAAGCAGACAGCAGUUCUGUUUGCAGACGCCCCCAAGUAUGGAGCGCAUGCCUCUGCAGUACACUGUGUGUGUUGGACACAACAUUAAAGCCAUCCAUCAGAAGUCAAUGAAACAGCUCUCAACGGCCAGUCGAGGGCUGCCAAACAUGAAUGUCUUACGGCUUCCUUUCUGGAAGCUUCUAGCAAAUGUGGACUCAGAGGCCAAGCUAGAGAGAGAGCUGAGAACUUUCUCAAACCGUCUAAAGAGGCAUCACCUGGGGGAGGGAGUCAUCAACCUAGAUGAACAUUCCACAGCUCUCCUCUCCAACAUGGACCACAGCUACCUCAAUGGCAAGAAAAGGUCAUCUAAGAGACAGACCAGGGACCUCCCUUUUGUGAAGCUUCUAAACAUUUCCAUCACCCUGUCCCCAUACCUAAGUGUGGACUCCCAGCAGUUCCAGAGCUCCAUGCAGGAAGGCACUGAAGCAUACUGGCUGAGCCUGCCCUCAGGGCCACAGAAUCGACUGGUGCCUCUGUUGACUCAGUGGAAAGGCAAGUACAGUGUGAAGCUGAACAUCACUAACCCUGAAGCCACUAACUGGUUUCUGGACAAAGUGGACAGCUUGCAUAGCCAUUUGGGCAUGGAGUAUGUCAUCCUGGAAGGUGGCGAGGGAAACCCUUUCGAGGAACAGGCCCUGCGCCCCCCUCUGUCAUUGGUUGGGGAUGAAUAUAUCAGACUCCUUGCCGACCUGGCUGACAGGAUUGGGGACAAUGUCAUUGUAACCUCAGGAACAAGGUCCAGCCACAAACCGCUUUUCAUCCGUAUGAGUGCACUACAGUCCGACUGGAGUUACUCUGGCCUUAAGGGUAUCAUUCCAUCCCUACUGCAUCACAGUCUUCUGGGAUAUAAUUUCUUCAUUCCUGAUGCAGUAGGAGGUUCGCUCUCUGCCGAACUUCUUGCAGACGACGACCUCUUCAUCCGUUGGCUGGGAAUCGCAGCCUUCCUUCCUGUCAUCAGCUUCCAGACACCUCCAUGGGUCUUUGAGAAGGAAUGGGUCCUAAACCUCACCAGAUUCUACAUUGCCAAGCACCAUGACUUUGUAAUCCCUCUGAUAUUGAAAUAUGCAGAAGAAUGGCAAGCUAAUGGAAACCCCAUCUACAGACCACUGUGGUGGCUCAGCCCGGAUGACCCGGUCACAUUAACCAUUGAUGAUGAGUUCCUCAUUGGAGAUGAGGUUCUUGUAGCACCAGUGACUGAAAAAGGAGCUUUACAAAGAGACAUUUACCUGCCAGAGAGUGAAUUUCAAUGGCAGGACACAAACAAUGCUCAAGUGUUUGACGGAGGGAUGUUUCUGGAAAGUUACCAGGUUGGCCUUGGGGACGUGCCGGUUUUCGUACGACGGAGAUCCUGAGGCUUACUUACCACUUUUUACAGUUUUUAAAGUUUUCACUUGUGCUGAUCUCAAAUUGCACUUUCCACAAAGACCAUUAUCUGUGUCUCAAGUAGUCUUGAGAGUUGGUAGAUUACAUUUGCACUUUAAAAAAUCUAAGUGUUUUAUAUUUUCUCAUGAUUUUUAGAUCCCUCUUGUUUUUAUCCACUAUUUGUUUUGUUGAUUCAUAAGCUUUUUUUUUCUCAG